Messenger RNA from Guillardia theta CCMP2712, 378 nucleotides. RefSeq lists its product as hypothetical. Gene Ontology annotation, biological process: regulation of gene expression. The transcript is spliced from 2 exons. The annotation marks the transcript as partial. Gene Ontology annotation, molecular function: chromatin binding. Gene Ontology annotation, cellular component: nucleus. The record is from RefSeq and is a predicted model, not a curated record. Lineage: Eukaryota; Cryptophyceae; Pyrenomonadales; Geminigeraceae.
CUGGUGGCAGGUGAGGGAGCUGCCAUCGCUUCGUACGUGCAGGAGGGGAAGCGCAUCCCGCGACGAGGAGAGGUUGGUCUCAAGGCCGACGAGAUCGAGAGCUUCGAGACCGAAGGCUUCGUCAUGAGCGGCUCCCGCCACAAGAGGAUGAACGCCGUUCGUAUCAGGAAGGAGAACCAGGCGAUCCUCCAGGUCUACUCCGCAGAGGAGAAGCGCGCUCUGGCCAUGUUCAACUUCGAGGAGCGACAGCAGCGCGAGAAUCGGAUCCUCGCAGACUUCAAGUCCAUGAUGGCGGUACGUCAUCUCAUCCUCUCCUGCUCCUCCUUGCUCCUCAUCCUCACCCAGGGCAAGUUCGCCGGUGCCACCUCGAACCCGUGA